Molecule: messenger RNA, 576 nt
Organism: Acaulospora colombiana
Lineage: Eukaryota; Fungi; Glomeromycota; Glomeromycetes; Diversisporales; Acaulosporaceae
Source: the annotation of a GenBank genome assembly
AUGUAUUCGUCAGCCCAAAAAGCCAAACGUCGCGUUCACGGUCGAGAAAGGCCGGACCUGUCGGAAGAACAAAAGCAAGAAAUCAAAGAGGCCUUUGAACUGUUUGACUCGGAUAAAGACAACUGCAUCGACUAUCACGAGCUCAAGGUCGCGAUGAGAGCCCUCGGUUUUGAUCUCAAAAAGGCAGAAGUCUUGAAAUUGCUCAAAGAUCAUGACAAGACAGGCCACGGGCUCAUGGACUACGAGGACUUUGCAAAAAUAAGUGAGCACGAGCGCGGGAUCCUUGCUAGAGAUCCCGCUGAGGAGAUCAGACGAGCGUUCCAGCUCUUUGACGACGAUAACACGGGGAAAAUAACCAAAAAGAACCUCAAGCGCGUUGUUCGCGAAUUGAACGAAACGUUGGACGAUGAUGAGCUGUACGUGUUUCCUCGUCAUCCCGUCCUCCCUUUGCGAUCCGCUCGCGCACUGACCGCCUGCCCAUCACACAGCCAAGCUAUGAUCGACGAGUUUGACCUGGACGGUGACGGAGAAAUCAAUGAACACGAAUUCUUCGCCAUUAUGACCGAUGAUGCAUGA